CGCCUUCAUCGCGGCAGGAGCGCGUUAGCCCCACGUCUAUAGUUCCUUCUAGAAAGGGGCGUUCCUGGAAGGCGGGUGGUGGGAGCUGGAGCAGAAACAGCUGAAAGAGUUUGCUAGAAAGUGUUUCCCUCUGGGCCGGAGCAGCACCUGAGCUGAGGAUCCCGCGCAUCUGGUCAGCCUGGCCCGGAUGCAGAGGAAGAGGCUGGUGGUUCUGUGAGCAGGCCUGGCAGGGGAGUGGCGUGGGUUCCACGCUGCCCAUGGGGCUGCAGGCCCAGGGGACCCCUCCCCAGCCCCACCGGCCAGGCUCCCAGAGCCCAGAGACCUAGGCCCACUGGUAUCACCAGAAGGAGGAUCCCCGGGCCUUGGGCUCUCCUGGGGGGAUGAUGCCGGCCAAGGGGCGCUAUUUCCUCAAUGAAGGCGGAGAGGACCCGGACCAGACGGCGCUGUACGAGAAGUACCGGCUCACCAGUCAGCAUAGGCCGCUGCUGCUCACACUCCUGCUGGUGGCUGUCACUGCCUGUAUUGCCCUCAUUGUCAUCACCUUCGUCUGCGGGGACCCCUCCGGACACCAGGCUGUCCUGGGGAUGGCGUUCUUCACGCUUGCCUUGUUUGUGACUCUCUACGUGCUGGUGUAUAUGGAGUGUCUCGUCCGGCGGUGGCUCAGGACCCUGGCGCUGGUCAUCUGGGUCUGCCUCAUGAUGCUGGGCUACACGCUGGUGUUGGACUCAUGGAUGAAGGCUGCCCCGACCUGGGCGCAGGUGCCCUUUUUCCUGUUCAUCGUCUUUGUGGUGUACACACUGCUGCCCUUCAGCAUGAGGGGGGCCAUCGUGGCAGGGGGAGUCUCCAGCAUCUCCCACCUCCUGGUGCUCGGAGUUCUGAUGGGGGCCUUCACGAAGCCCAGCGACUGGGUGGUACGGCAGCUGGUGGCCAAUGCUGUCAUCUUCCUGUGUGGGAACCUCACGGGCGCCUUCCACAAGCACCAGAUGCAGGACGCCUCCCGGGAGCUCUUCACCUACGCCGUGAAGUGCAUCCAGAUCCGUCGGAAGCUGAGGAUCGAGAAACGCCAGCAGGAGAACCUGCUGCUGUCGGUGUUGCCGGCCCACAUCUCCAUGGGCAUGAAGCUCGCCAUCAUCGAGCGGCUCAAGGAGCGUGGAGACCGCCGCUAUGUGCCCGACAACAACUUCCACAGCCUGUAUGUCAAGCGGCACCAGAAUGUCAGCAUCCUUUAUGCCGACAUUGUGGGCUUCACGCGGCUGGCCAGCGACUGCUCCCCCAAAGAGUUGGUGGUGGUGCUGAAUGAGCUCUUCGGCAAGUUUGACCAGAUCGCCAAGGCCAACGAGUGCAUGCGGAUCAAGAUCCUGGGCGACUGCUACUACUGCGUGUCGGGUCUGCCUGUGUCCCUGCCCACCCAUGCCCGGAACUGCGUGAAGAUGGGGCUGGACAUCUGCGAGGCCAUUAAGCAGGUGCGAGAGGCCACGGGUGUGGACAUCAGCAUGCGUGUGGGCAUACACUCGGGGAACGUGCUGUGUGGAGUCAUUGGGCUGCGCAAGUGGCAGUAUGACGUGUGGUCCCACGACGUGUCCCUGGCCAACAGGAUGGAGGCGGCUGGAGUCCCUGGCCGGGUGCACAUCACAGAGGCGACGCUGAAGCACCUGGACAAGGCGUAUGAGGUGGAAGACGGGCACGGGCAGCAGCGAGACCCCUACCUGAAGGAGAUGAACAUUCGCACCUACCUGGUCAUCGACCCCCGGAGCCAGCAGCCGCCCCCGCCCAGCCAGCACCUCCCCAAGCCCAAGGGGGACGCAGCCCUGAAGAUGCGAGCGUCUGUGCGCAUGACACGCUACCUGGAGUCCUGGGGGGCUGCACGGCCCUUUGCACACCUCAACCACCGUGAGAGCGUGAGCAGUGGCGAGACCCCAGUCCCCAGUGGGCGGAGGCCCAAGACCAUUCCCCUGCGGCGCCACCGGACCCCUGACAGGAGUUCGUCCCCCAAGGGGCGGUCGGAGGAUGACUCAUAUGAUGAGGAGAUGCUGUCGGCCAUUGAGGGUCUGAGCUCCACGAGGCCCUGCUGCUCCAAGUCCGAUGACUUCUCCACCUUCGGGUCCAUCUUCCUGGAGAAGGAUUUCGAGCGAGAGUACCGCCUGGCUCCCAUCCCCCGGGCCCGUCACUACUUCGCCUGCGCCAGCCUCAUCUUCGUCUGCAUCCUGCUGGUCCAGGUCCUGCUCCUGCGCAGCAGGGCUGUUCUCGGUUUGUCCUUCGGGCUGGUGGCCUGUGUGGUGGCGCUGGUGCUGGGCCUGUGCUUCGCCCACGAGUUCUUGAGGUGCUGCCCUGCCCGAGGGGUGUUGCAGGCCAUCUCUGAGAGCGUGGAGACCCAGCCCCUGCUGCGCUUGUCCCUGGCCAUCCUGACUAUUGGCAGCCUGCUCAGUGUCGCCGUCGUCAACCUGCUGCUGAUGCCUUUUCUGGCCCCAGAGCUGCCUGCGGGCAACCAGACAAGCCCAAGCCCGAUGGAUGUGGGCAACACGUGUGAGCUCCUCCUGUAUUACACCUGUAGCUGCAUCCUGGCCUUUGUCGCUUGCUCGGUCUUCCUGCGGAUGAGCCUGGAGCUGAAGGUUGUGCUGUUGACCAUGGCCUUGGUGGCCUACUUGGUGCUCUUCAACAUCCACCCGUGCUGGCGGUUGGACUGCUGUGGCCUCGUAGCCAACCUCACCGAGACCAACGGUACCCUCAGCUCCCCACCGUGUGUGUGGAAGGACCCGAAGGCGAUGAUCAAUUUCUACCUGGUUCUGUUUUACGUCACCCUCCUCAUGCUCUCCAGACAGAUUGACUACUACUGCCGCUUGGACUGUUUGUGGAAGACCAAGUUCAAGAAGGAACACGAGGAGUUUGAAACCAUGGAGAAUGUGAACCGCCUUCUUCUGGAGAAUGUCUUGCCUGCCCACGUGGCCGCUCACUUCAUCGGUGACAAGUUAAAUGAGGACUGGUACCAUCAGUCCUACGACUGCGUGUGUGUCAUGUUCGCGUCCGUGCCGGACUUCAAAGUCUUCUACACGGAGUGCGACGUCAACAAGGAGGGGCUGGAGUGUCUGCGCCUGCUGAACGAGAUCAUCGCCGACUUCGAUGAGCUGCUCCUGAAGCCCAAGUUCAGCAGCGUGGAGAAGAUCAAGACCAUCGGCAGCACGUACAUGGCGGCCGCAGGGCUCAGCAGCCCCUCAGGGACCGAGAACCAGGACCUGGAGCGGCAGCGCGCGCACAUCGGCAUCAUGGUGGAGUUCAGCAUCGCCCUGAUGAGCAAGCUGGACGGCAUCAACCGGCACUCCUUCAACUCCUUCCGCCUCCGCGUCGGCAUAAACCACGGGCCCGUGAUUGCUGGAGUGAUCGGGGCACGGAAGCCUCAGUAUGACAUCUGGGGAAACACGGUCAACGUUGCUAGCCGGAUGGAGAGCACUGGAGAACUUGGCAAGAUCCAGGUUACUGAGGAGACGUGCGCCACCCUCCAGGGACUAGGUUACUCUUGCGAAUGCCGGGGACUGAUCAACGUCAAAGGCAAAGGCGAGCUGAGGACUUACUUUGUCUGUACAGACACUGCCAAGUUCCAAGGGCUGGGACUGAACUGAGGCUUCUGGUAGGUGCAGAACAUGCUGGAAGUGGAUUUCCUUCCCCGAGGCAAGCCAAGGGGACCCCUCAGCCCCACGCCAGUCACAAAGGCAUUCCCGGGGCUUGGCGGUCACUACCCAGCAGAUGGCUGUGCGUGGCUCCCUCGGACUUGUGCCAGAGGGUUUCUGGGAAGGCGCAUCAGACCCCAACCCGAGGCGACCACAGAGUCUUGCCACGCACGGGCAGCCAGGCCUCACGUGCCAUCUGAGCCCGCAGCGCAGCCUCUGGACCGUGC
Molecule: messenger RNA, 3889 nt
Organism: Lontra canadensis (Northern American river otter)
Lineage: Eukaryota; Metazoa; Chordata; Mammalia; Carnivora; Mustelidae
Gene: ADCY7
Product: adenylate cyclase 7
Exons: 26
Coding region: 381-3614 (1077 amino acids)
Biological process (GO): adenylate cyclase-inhibiting G protein-coupled receptor signaling pathway; cAMP biosynthetic process; adenylate cyclase-activating G protein-coupled receptor signaling pathway
Cellular component (GO): plasma membrane
Molecular function (GO): adenylate cyclase activity
Source: RefSeq, a predicted model, not a curated record